GAAAUUGUGCUUCACUGAGACAUCUGCAGCUUAACGCCUUGUGUCUUGUCUUCCCAUUUCAUUCUUCAUGAGUGCUAUAGUUGGUUGUGUUUUGGACCACAGACGUAGCCAGGCCCUGAAAAUCUAAAUGUGACUACUACUCUGCCCUGCUCUUAAUGGAUAUACAGUCUAUUCAGGAAAGCAGGGAAGCAUAGUUUCAGGAUAAUUAAGUGAAUGAAGACAGCAAAACGAAUUGGGUGCUGGUUAACUGAUGGAAAUUUUAUGAAGGAAACUGCUUUUGUGGUCCCCAGCUUUACGUGCACACACACGCAUACACAUACUCACAUACACUCACACACAGCAGGUUUUCUGAUGCUCCAGCCACACUGGAGGAAACAAGUGCAAAUCUGCCACUCCCAUGAAUUCAAGAAGAAUCCUGGCACAUAGUAGGAGUUCAAUUUUUUUCAAAGUUAAUUUUGAAUCUUUAUCACCCUGUCCAAUGCACUAACAGAACUCAAAUCCUACUACCCAUCUUUCUAUGUCCCAUUUUUAGAACCCUAACUUUUCAAAAAGAAAAGAAAAAAAAACCUCACCAAAUCAAAAGAGAGGAAGUGCUACGCAAAUACAGGAACCAAAAAGGGUUAUAGAGGCUGCUUCGUGCUGUUUCGUUCAGUUCCUUUGCAGUCCUCUUCAGCACAUGCUAAAACAGUUCCUCACAACUUGUGGGACCAGCGCAUCUUGGGGUGCGUGACAAUGGAAGAGUUAGAUGCCUUAUUGGAGGAACUGGAACGCUCCACUCUCCAGGACAGUGAUGAAUCCUCCAGCCCAGCUCCUCUUUCCCUGGAUCAGCAUUCCAGAAAGGAGACUGACCUUGCUGAGACUUCAGGUGUCCCUUCUGUUCAGAAUGAUACAAGUCCCUUGCUGGUACAGCUCGUGUAUACGACCCAUAUCCAGGAGCCCAAUAUCUACAGUGAGGUCCAAGAGCCAAACAAAGCACGGCUGCCUCCUAAAACCUCAGCAGCUGCCCAGCUGGAUGAGCUUAUGGCCCAUCUGUGUGACAUGCAAACCCAGGUUGCAGCGAAAGCAGAUGCCAGCAAGAAGCACUUAGCAAACAAGCAGGAUCAGAAAGCCUCCCUGGACUCAAUGCUGGGGGGUUUGGAGCAGGACCUGCAGGACCUUGGAAUUGCCACAGUGCCCAAGGGCCACUGUGCUUCCUGUCAGAAGCCGAUUGCUGGCAAGGCGAUCCAUGCUCUGGGGCAAGCGUGGCACCCAGAGCACUUCGUCUGCGCUCACUGCAAAGAGGAGAUUGGCUGCAGCCCCUUCUUCGAGCGCAGUGGCUUGGCCUACUGCCCCAAGGACUACCACCACCUUUUCUCCCCGCGCUGUGCUUACUGCGCUGCUCCCAUCCUGGACAAAGUGCUGACGGCAAUGAACCAGACCUGGCAUCCGGAGCACUUCUUCUGCUCGCACUGCGGAGAGGUGUUCGGGGCGGAAGGCUUUCACGAGAAGGACAAGAAGCCGUACUGCCGGAAGGAUUUCUUAGCCAUGUUCUCACCCAAGUGUGGUGGCUGCAACCGCCCAGUGUUGGAAAACUACCUUUCAGCCAUGGACACCGUCUGGCACCCGGAAUGCUUUGUUUGUGGGGACUGCUUCAGCAGUUUUUCUGCUGGAUCCUUCUUUGAACUGGACGGACGUCCCUACUGUGAGCUGCAUUACCACCAGCGCCAAGGAACACUGUGCCGCGGGUGCGGGCAGCCCAUCACCGGCCGCUGCAUCAGUGCCAUGGGCCACAAGUUCCAUCCUGAGCACUUUGUCUGUGCUUUCUGCCUGACACAGUUGUCAAAGGGCGUCUUCAGGGAGCAGGAUGACAAGACCUACUGUCAACCCUGCUUCCACAAACUCUUCCCACUGUAAUCUCAGCUGACCCCACCGUCCCCGCAGAUGCCCUGUGAAGUUUAAACCAGGAGAGCAAAGAGUGCUCUGUUGUUACCGCUCUUCUCAGUGGGCAUAGAGAGAAACUAAAUAGAUCUAGAAAGAACCUUCUAGAUGUUACAUGGCUAGGCUUGCAGUCUUAGGUUUUAGAUUUCUAGUCUUUUUUUUUUUUUUUAAAUCGGGUACUUGGAUCCAGAUCUAGGUCCUGCUGUUAGUGCCUCUGCAGAUGCGUCUUCCACAUACACAUUUAUUUCACUGCUGGUUUUCUCAGAUCCUCCCAUUUUCACCCCGGGGACGACCCUGCCCAUGUCUUCUCUCCUGUGGCCCUCAUACCUGGGCCCUUUCACACCUCCCUGGUUUCCCUCUGGGACUCACUUUCCUUUGACCGCUGCAUUAUCCUUGCUGUCAGCAGUCCUGAGGCCCCUCCCAAGUUCCCUGCAUCUCUCUUCAGUAUAUUUCUCUUUUUCAAGAGGAUGUCGGUUUUAACUGGACUACUUUGAGUACCAACAUCACUGAUAAAUAAAACGGCUUUUGGUUUUAA
Leopardus geoffroyi (Geoffroy's cat) is the source of this 2452-nucleotide messenger RNA. It is a transcript of the gene LPXN, whose product is annotated as leupaxin. The transcript has 9 exons. The record is from RefSeq and is a predicted model, not a curated record. Gene Ontology annotation, biological process: cell-cell adhesion; positive regulation of integrin-mediated signaling pathway; positive regulation of substrate adhesion-dependent cell spreading. Gene Ontology annotation, cellular component: cytoplasm; focal adhesion; cell-cell junction. Bases 733 to 1893 code for a protein of 386 amino acids. NCBI's taxonomy places the organism in Eukaryota, Metazoa, Chordata, Mammalia, Carnivora, Felidae.